AUGAACAAACGAAUAAGAGAAGACAUUACAUCUGCCGAUAUUUUAAUAUCAGAAAACAAUUCCCAUUCAUCUCAACAAGAAGCAAAAAAGACAAAACUCUCACCAUUUGAAAUAUUCUCUGAUGAUGUAAUUUAUGAAAUUUUAAAUUAUCAUCGGAAUGAUUUUAUAUUUAUGGUGAUGAAUUGUGCUUUGGUUUCAAAACAGUGGUUGAAUGUCAUUUCGGAAAGAUUGAAAUUUUCAUUAGUUUGUGGCAGUGAUUCGAAAAUGCAAGGUCAAUUUUUACAAAAUAUUGAAAAUCUGAAAGUGAGAAUUGGGACUAUUGCUUUUGAACUAUUUGAUUGUCGAUUGUUUGGAUUGAUGAAACAUUUGACUCAACUUGAUGUUUCGGUUAAUUUAUUUACAUUCAGUCAAGCAAAGUUAAUUGGAGAAUUGGCUCCACAGUUGACAAAUCUCAAUAUUUCUCACAAUACUAUUGGUGUUUAUGGAGCCAAGCACAUUAGCAAAUUGAAACAUUUAACAAUUCUCAAUAUUUCUGGAAAUCUUAUUGGACAACAAGGAGCAAAAGCUAUUAGUAACUUGGAAUACUUAACAGAACUCAAUAUUAGUAAUAAUAGUAUAUUCGAAGAGGGUGUUAAAUUUAUUGGAGAAAUGAAACAAUUAAGAACUCUUGAUAUUCAUAAUAAUAUGAUUGAAGAGAAGGGAGUUGAACAUCUCACUCAACUUGAACAAUUAACUAAACUUGAUAUUUCUAACAAUAGUAUUGGAGCAAAUGGAGUCAAAUAUUUAACGAAAAUGAAACAAUUAACAAUACUGGAUGUUAGUUAUAAUAGAAUUGAUGAGAAGGAGUUUUAUUUUUGA
Naegleria gruberi is the source of this 858-nucleotide messenger RNA. RefSeq names its product leucine-rich repeat protein. Gene Ontology annotation, molecular function: small GTPase binding; GTPase activator activity. Gene Ontology annotation, cellular component: nucleus; perinuclear region of cytoplasm; cytosol. Lineage: Eukaryota; Heterolobosea; Eutetramitea; Acrasida; Naegleriidae. The coding region runs from base 1 to 858 and encodes 285 amino acids. Gene Ontology annotation, biological process: activation of GTPase activity; nucleocytoplasmic transport. The record is from RefSeq and is a predicted model, not a curated record. The transcript has a single exon.